Messenger RNA from Gadus macrocephalus (Pacific cod), 2417 nucleotides. Its product is annotated as E3 ubiquitin/ISG15 ligase TRIM25-like. The coding region runs from base 104 to 2038 and encodes 644 amino acids. Gene Ontology annotation, molecular function: zinc ion binding; protein binding. The transcript has 8 exons. NCBI's taxonomy places the organism in Eukaryota, Metazoa, Chordata, Actinopteri, Gadiformes, Gadidae. The record is from RefSeq and is a predicted model, not a curated record.
AAAUGUCUCCUUCCUGGUUCCGUUUUCCGGACGACUACGUACGUGUUGACGCCACAUGACUUAAGUUUCGUUCCUCUUACGACAGCACAACACUGCAUUCAACAUGGCCGAGUCGGAAGAAAUAAGCAAUUUUCGAUAUCUAAAAGACUUGGAGGACGAGCUCACCUGCAGCAUUUGCCUCUGUCCCUUCCAAGUGCCGGUCACGAUUCCUUGCGGACACAAUUUCUGUCAGGACUGUCUGGUCGCCACCUGGAAGGAGAGUUAUGACUGCCCUCAAUGUCGGGCCCACUUUCCCACCAGGCCAGAGCUCAAGAAGAACACGGUACUCAGUACUGUGGUGGAAACGUUCAAAACCCGCUCCAGUAAGACCGAGUUCGGGCUCGAGAGGAAGGAGGAGGAAGCCGUCAAAAAGCCCAUCGUGAUGUGCGAUACGUGUAUGUCCUCCGAGGCGGACAAGACCUGCCUCACCUGCAUGGCGUCGUUCUGCCUCGAGCACGUUCGGCCCCACCUCGACAACCCCAACUACCGCGCGCACCAGCUCAGAGAGCCGCUCGCGGACAUGAGCGAGCGCGUCUGCCCCGACCACCACAAGCUGAUGGAGUUCUUUUGCGUCCAACACAGCCGCUGUAUCUGCAGCUUCUGCCUGCAGCAGGUCCACAAGGGAUGCGCCUUCUCGACUCCCGAUGAACAAAAGGCUCUGAAAGAGUCUGACUGCAAGUCCAAGUUGGUGUUGCUGGAUUCAAAGAUUGAAAAGACACAGACGACCAUCUCCCAGAUGACGGAGGCACAGAGAAAGUUAAAGGAAUCUGUGAUCAACAGGAAGAAGAUGCUGGAGGCCGAGUACCAGCAGAUCCGAGAGAUGCUGGACAAAGAGGAGCGUGAAGCCAUGAACGCAGUGGACCGCCAGAUGCAGAGUGGGGAGGCCAAGUACACCAACGUCAUAAAGAGGCUCCUCCAGAAUAUCCAGCAGAUGGACACUGCCAAAGACACCGUCAGCGAUGUUCUGAGUCAGUCAGACACCCUGGCCUUUCUGCAGUCUUCAGUAGAGCUGCCUUCAGUGGUUAGUUUCGAGUGCAUCCCACCUCGGGUGACGCUGGACUCGAAGGACGUGAUUGGCGCCCAGACCUUCGUUGUCGUCUUCAGGGAUUUUCUAUGUGAACUGUUGAAACAACCAGUGGAGACCAGAGCAGCGAUGCUCAAACCAGGAGCCGUGCCAAAGGCAUCUUCCAAAAGCUCCAGCCCCGGGCCGUCCCAGGGGGCAAGGCCCUCGGUGGAUCCGUGUUGGUUAUUCGACCUGCCCACGGGUACAGGACCUCAGCCACCCAAGAAGAAACCAAAGGAAAAGAAGGUGAAGGCGGCAGCAUCCAUGGAGAACCUCUUGGAUUUUUCUAAGGGUGCUCAAUCCAAAGGCUGCAAACCUGAACAGAAAUCAACAGAGGAUCCAGAAACUUCUAGCAUCCCGCCCAGCCUUACCUCCUGCGUAUCCAGACACGAUCUUCUCAAAUACGCCACGGUGCUCACCUUUGAUCGGAAGACGGCCCACAGACGGGUGAAGCUGAGCGAGAACCUGACCGAGGCCUCAGUGAUGGACGAGCCAAUGAACUACCCCGACGGCCCUGCACGGUUCUCCGUCUGCUCCCAGGUGCUGACCUCCAAGGGGUUCUCCAGAGGGCGCCACUACUGGGAAGUGAAGAUGAGCAGUAACAACUAUGUGGCCAUAGGGCUGUCUUACAAGAGCAUGGAUCGCAAAGGCCCCUCUAGUCGCUUGGGCCGUAACGACCAGUCCUGGUGCGUGGAGUGGUUGACCCUGAAGCUGUCCGCCUGGCACGCCAACAGCGAGACGGUGCUGGCGAGCCUCAGUUCGAAGCGCGUAGGCGUGCUGGUGGAUUGUGACGAGGGAACGGCCACGUUUUACAGCAUCGCUGGUGCGGUGAAUCCCUUCUACACUUUUAGCAUUCCUUUCGUCCAAGCCGUGUAUCCGGCCUUCUGGAUCUUCUCCAACAGCUCUUCCGUCGCCUUGUGCAAGUUGUCUGGCUGAAAGGCUUUUAUUCAUUGGUUUUCUUGACAUGGAAGUUAAAAUUCAUUGUUCUUGGUUUUUCCCCACUGGAGGAAUUAUUUUUUUGGAACAUGUACCUGGUGUUUGUUUAAUAAUGAUAAUCGUUGAUAAAUGAUGUUCGUUAGAAUUAAUCAAGGUUAUGAGAGCAUCUGUUGGUUAAUUUUAUGAAGCAAAGCGAUGACACAGUUUAUGCAUAUGAAAAUAUUUAUGAGAAUGUUUUCAAUUUCAAUCGACCUCGCGUACAUUCUGUUCGAGAGUAUCAAUGACAAUCACAAGUGGUGGGAGCUUCAACUUUCUUCUCAGGGUUAAUAAGUGUUCAAAUAAUCUUGUGAAUAAAGUUAAAUUAAGUUUCAAAUUUAAA